AUGCGCCAUAUAAGAACGACGCAGCUGCUUUCAAAACGUGCGCAUUCUUUUCGAGGAUGCCAUUUCUGGUACUCCACGGGAAGACGUCCAGUUGAUCGAGUUGAUCACGGGGAGGCGGAGCGAAGGAAAAGUUUACGUCGUCUGACGAAGAGCUGGAACACAAACGUACGUGUUCAUAGUUGGCAAGGAUACAAGUUUGCUAUUUUUAGGGCAUCCCAAGAAUCGUCAAGCUCCCUCAUCCCUAUCGUGACCUGCUACGCAAGUCGUCCACACCCUUCAUCUGACUUUGCACAGCAACUGAACUUAACUGAUUCCCAUAACAUGGUUGUGUCAAGGCAGGGCCAGGCGCCAUGCGCGUCAGCAAUUAAUGCAUUGCGGGCAUCAUUAUUGCAGCGCGGGGCCUACAUUGCGAAUGUGGAGGUUAAAGAAUCCAUCCCUGGCCAAAGAGGCCUGUAUGCUACCAGCGACAUACAGCCUGGGUCUCCAAUUGUUCGUAUACCACCAUCUAUGUUGAUUACAUCAAUAUCAGCACGUCGAGCACCUCAUGUUGAAACAGUAUUGUCUGCCGUUGAAGCAGAUCAAGUCCACGAACGUCUACCGGAUGCCCUUAGCGAUGCUGCUGCGAUUUUACUAUUUCUUCUGGCGGAGCUUGCAAAGCGAGACGCGAGCGGGUGGAAAGUUUGGUUCGAUUCACUUCCAACGCGUUUUACGACGCCGCUUUGCAUAGAUUUGGAAGAUGUUACCGACUUACUUUCAGGAACGACGGUUCUGCCUCUCGUACAUACACUACGAGGAGAGAUAGACGAAAUGUACAAGGAGUGGUUUCUUCCUUACGCCGUCAAUCGCCUACCCGAAACCUAUCCGGCGGAUUUUUGCACAUUUGAAACUUUUAUGCGCGCACAUGCUGUCAUCGAAAGCCGGGCGUUCAAAAUCGAGUCCGUAACUAUGCUAGCUCCGUUCGCCGACAUGGCGAAUCACCAGCCAGUCGAAUCUGAAUGUCGAAACGCAAAAGCUCGCGGGUGGAUCGCCGUCGACUCUCCGGAGUCUGUGGUGGACCGAAACGUAUCGGACCUCGGCUUAGAGCUUCACGUCGGUGACCGGCUAGUUCGGCAAGGGGAAGAAAUAUGCAUUUCAUACGGCGCAUUGCCCAACUGGCAACUGCUCCUUCACUACGGCUUUGCUAUGCCGUCUAACCCCGCCGAUUCUGUUCUACUCUCACUAUCCAUUCCGGAAGAGGACCAGUCACAGCUGUUUACGUUAAAAAUGCUCUUCCUCAAUCUCCGCCCCAUGGAUUUGGACGUGGAUCACAAGCUCACGAUCAAAGAUCCCCUACCAAAUGGUCUGGUGGCUUCGACACGACUUUUGUUACUGGACAGCAGCGAGACGACAUCGCUCUCUGUUAGCACGGCGGAUUUCGGAAAGCCCAUCAGCGCCAGGAACGAAAGCGCCAUGCUGAAUGAACUACGGAGGCUCGUCAAGUCAAUGAUGAAUGGGUUUGAGAGGAUUGUGGAAGAAGACGGACAGAGGGGCGAGGGGGACUCAUUCCUGUCCUCGUGCAACGUGUAUGUGAGUGGGCAGCGGGCGAUUCUGACGGCGACGCUCGACGCAAAGGAGAUCUGCCCCUUUCAAGGCCUCCUGCGAAACGUGCAGGCUCUCCUUGGGCUUGGUAGCCUUUGCCCAGGUCCCGGUCUCCCCCUCGGGUAUGGCGCAAACGCGAAAGCAGUGUUCGCCUUUCCUGACAUCUGGAUGCAAACUCGGCGGGUGAAUCAUGAGCAAGCACGCGCCCUCAAAAUGCGCACGGACGGCGUCUGCCAAUCGGGUGGGAAAGACACCGAUGCUUGUGUCCUCGGCGAGGUCGUUUCCGAAGUAUGCGCCGACGACGCGGAGAUUGAGCUGCGCGGCGCGGCGCUCUGCGAGAAGAAGGGCAGUCUCGGCCGCAAUGUCUGCCUCAACGUACACGUGUACAGUACAGCUCACUAUUUCGUUUUUCGUCUGCGUCGACAACCCCGCCCUCUUCCGACUCUGACACCCCCCACUUGCUACCUCCGCCCUCAUCCGCCCUCCGACUCUCUCCUUACGUCCACAAUGACCGACGACGUAAUCGACCUCGUCUCCUCUGACUCCUCCCCACCCCCAACGCCUGUGCGCAAGCGCCCUCGCGUUUCCCUCCCCGUCCCAGACAUCGCCUCCUCCCCCUCCGACGGCGAGCUGCAAAUAGUCUCGCACGUCGUCCGCGGCGCCUCGGAGACCUACGACCUCUCGCAGGCGGACCCAACCCCCACCCAAACGCCCAACAAAACCCCGUCCAAGAGGCCCACCAACCCCACCGACGUCGAGUGCGUUGGCACGCGCGUCGGCGUGCGCGCCCUCGUCGAUUACCCGCACUUCCGCUUCCAGUGUGUCGUCGAAGCCUUCAAGCGCCAGCGCGCCGCGAAGAAGGAGCGCUACUGCGCGCGCUGUUUCUGCUACGUCUGCGACAUCCUGGCCUCCGAGUGCAAGGAGUGGCCCGCGCACGCAAAGGCCGUCGACAACGUCCACAAGUGGCGCGUCGAGCGAGAGUCCCGCUUGGAGAUGCGCCGAAGGAGGAAGCAGGCCGAGUCCCCCACCGCCAGGCGCCCCGCCAUUGCGCGCUACACGCGCCCCGCUCCCGUCGCCGUCCGACUGGAUGUGCCGCCAGACCCACCAAGCCCGGUCGACCUCGACAUCGAAAUGCUGGAGAGCGAGGGCGAUGAGGAGAUGCCAAGGGUCGACCACUUUGACGACGCUGAAACUUUCGACGCAGCAGACGCCUUGGCCACGGUUGACAUUGACCCGGAUUGCUUCACCUUCGACAGUUUGGCGCGAGCCCUUACAGAGCCGCACACGGAUGGCGCCAUUGCGCUACGCACCAGAAAUCGCUCGAGGAGACAAACCACGCGCGCGGGGGGGCUCAGGUAG
This is a messenger RNA of Chondrus crispus (carragheen), 2937 nucleotides long. RefSeq lists its product as hypothetical. The record is from RefSeq and is a predicted model, not a curated record. Gene Ontology annotation, molecular function: protein binding. Lineage: Eukaryota; Rhodophyta; Florideophyceae; Gigartinales; Gigartinaceae. The transcript is spliced from 5 exons. Bases 1 to 2937 code for a protein of 978 amino acids.